AUGCCACCAAUUGGUGUUUACACUGGCCAAAUGUAUGCGAAUGCCGACAUUCCAGAACCAUUCAGUCUCUGCCCUCACAGUCGCAAAUGCGUGAAAGGUGUAGCUAUAGCUGCUGGCGCCACUAUCGUUUUUUUCCUCUGCGUCGGAGUUGGAAUCAUCAUUCACUAUAAUUUUUACUGA
Messenger RNA from Caenorhabditis briggsae, 180 nucleotides. Lineage: Eukaryota; Metazoa; Nematoda; Chromadorea; Rhabditida; Rhabditidae. The transcript is spliced from 2 exons. Bases 1 to 180 code for a protein of 59 amino acids. The record is from RefSeq and is a predicted model, not a curated record.